UUGGUCGCUCCACCUUACAUCUUCCUUGGACCUUAUACGUCUGCGUGGAGAUCUUUCAUUGAUUCAGCAGGCAUUGCCUACAUCAUCAGCAUCGGCAGAGCGCUUGUUUGUCCCAACCACCCUCAUGUCCAAUACUACCGCCUGCAACUCUUGGACAAGGAUAUAUCCUCCAUAUAUGCGGCUAUUGAUAGAGCCAACCAGAUCAUCACUAGUGCUAGGAACAGCGGAGGAAAAGUUCUCGUGCACUACGUCGCAGGUAUGUCCCGCUCUCCGACGAUUAUUAUAACCUACCUCAUCUCGAGAUGUUCUAUGUCGCUGGAGGACACAAUUGGGCCUUUUGUGCGCGCGAGGCCUAUGGUAUGUCCGAGACCUGGUUUAUUGCGC
Messenger RNA from Suillus subalutaceus, 384 nucleotides. RefSeq names its product dual specificity phosphatase. The record is from RefSeq and is a predicted model, not a curated record. Gene Ontology annotation, biological process: protein dephosphorylation. Gene Ontology annotation, molecular function: protein tyrosine/serine/threonine phosphatase activity. Gene Ontology annotation, cellular component: cytoplasm. The annotation marks the transcript as partial. The transcript has a single exon. Lineage: Eukaryota; Fungi; Basidiomycota; Agaricomycetes; Boletales; Suillaceae.